Molecule: messenger RNA, 2795 nt
Organism: Nomia melanderi (Alkali bee)
Lineage: Eukaryota; Metazoa; Arthropoda; Insecta; Hymenoptera; Halictidae
Product: CAAX prenyl protease 1 homolog
Biological process (GO): CAAX-box protein processing
Molecular function (GO): metalloendopeptidase activity
Source: RefSeq, a predicted model, not a curated record
AUUACCCUGCUUCUAUGUGCACGCGCAUUAAAAAUUGAUUCUUUAAAAACAGAUCUUCGUUUGUGUAAAAGUUCUCUGUAUAAAUUUUCUUUUCGCCCACAGAUGCCGCAACAGAGUUUGUACACUUACGUACUUAUAUAAUUCAAAUUAGUCUAACCUUUCCACAUUAAAACAUUCAUCACAGUAAAAUACCGGGAUUAAGUAUUAUUUAACUGUAAAUAUAAUGAAUAAUAUUCUCAAAUUUAUGGGAGAUUAUAUACUGUAUGAAAUUUUGGCAUUAAUAUGGCUAUUGUACGUAUGGAGCUUUUAUUUAAAUCUCCGGCAGCGUGCUCUGAUGAUGCGUUUGGUUGAAUUACCUACUGCUGUUGAAAGUUUUAUGACAAAAGAUGUCUAUGAUAAAGCUCGUGUGUAUCUCUUGGAUAGAUUAAAUUUUUCCAAUUUUAAGAAUACUUAUUCUGAUAUCUUUACUACGGGUUUUUUGUUAACUCUUGGCUAUCGUCAUUUCUGGAAAUGGAGUAUUGAAGUAGAAAAGUACUUUGGUCUCAAUUACGAAAAUGAAAUUCUACUCAGUGUUACUUUCAUGUUUAUUUUAAAUGUAUUUUAUAGCAUCAUUAAUUUACCAUUGGUGGUGUAUAAAACAUUUGUAAUAGAACAAAAACAUGGAUUUAAUAGAGAGACACCAUUGUUCUUUAUCAAAGACCAGAUUCUUAAGUUUGUUGUUGUACAAGUUUUGACUAUACCUCUUCUUUCUGCUACAAUCUGGAUAAUACAGAAUGGAGGAGAUUAUUUCUUCCUUUAUCUUUGGAUUUUCUCAAUCAUAGUUAUGUUUUUGAUGAUGAUUAUUUAUCCAGAAUUUAUUGCGCCACUCUUUGAUAAAUAUACACCUCUUCCCGAUGGAGAAUUAAAGACAAAGAUUGAAGAACUAGCAGCUUCAGUUAGUUUUCCACUUUAUAAGUUAUUUAUUGUGGAAGGGUCAAAAAGAUCUUCGCACAGCAAUGCAUACUUAUAUGGUUUUCAUAAACACAAGAGAAUCGUAUUAUUCGAUACCUUAGUAAAAGAAUAUUAUAAAAAGGCAGAGGGUGAAACAGAAGAAAAAGGAUGUGAAACAGAUGAAGUGUUAGCAGUAUUAGCACAUGAAUUAGGACAUUGGAAAUUUAAUCAUACAGUGAAAGGAAUUGUACUUGCGCAGGUAACAUUUUUGGCAAAGAUUCUUGUGUAUGCAAAACUUCUAGAUUAUGAGCCAAUGUAUAUUGCCUUUGGAUUUACGGACUCGCAACCUACAUUUAUAGGACUUAUUAUUAUCACUGUAUAUAUUUUAAUACCAUUUACAACAUUAAUACAAUUUGUAAUGGGACUAAUUGGAAGAAGAUUCGAAUUUGAAGCAGACAGAUUUGCAAAAGAUUUAGGGCAUGGAGACGCGUUGAAAAGGUCAUUAAUUAAACUACAGAAAGAUAAUCUUGGUUACCCAUUGUUUGAUCCAUUAUAUUCCUGUUGGACGCACAGCCAUCCUCCAUUACUAGAAAGACUUGAAGCUAUUGACAAAGACGAUUAAUUAAAAAAUUAAUUUAAAAACUAAUGUUUUUUACCUUGUAAACAUAAUCACAAAAUAUUGUAUAAUCGGUUAAAGAAAUAACUUUGAUAUUAAUUUCAUUUAAUUCAGUAACUAAAACAUUAACAUUACCUAAACAUUUUUUAAGUUCCAAAGAAUAGGAAUUUAUUUUUCACGUUUACUAUAAUUUCACAGAAUAAAAUAUAAUAUAAAAUACAGACCACUUGAAUUGGACUUUAGGACCUAGGUCAAUUUUAUAUACUGUUUAUUAUUCAUAGCAGUGUUUGAAAAUAUCCAGUAUUUUUUCUAGAUAUUAGUAAAACAUCAUUGUGAUUAAUUACUACAACUUAUAAAUAAUAUUUAAUAUAAUGUGCAACAAUCAAGUACAGAGGAAAUAUGGAAGAUAUUUCUGCAUUUAUAUUCAUUAAAUAUGAUUCAAUUUUAAUUAUAAAUGUGGAACUUUUAUGAACAUAUACCUAGGAUAUAGUUUAAGGAGGUGUAUGAAAUGACAAGAGACUGCAAAAUACAUAAUAUCUAUGUAAUUAAUCAGAAUAUUUCUACUGUCUUUAGAUUUAUAUAUUUGAAUAUUUUUUGCAUAUUUUACCUAUUGCAAUGAUUUUUACCUAUUUUUAACAUUAUAUGUACUCUUUAAUUUGUUAAAAUUUAAAUAGUAGUAUCUUUAUAGUGGACCAUUUAAAGUAAAGACAAUAGUCUAAAUAGUAAUUAAUUUUUUUUUAUAAAUAUGUAAAACUAUAUGCAAAAUGGGCAGAAUAAAAGAUAUCAAAAAAUUCUUAAGAAUAUCAGUCUAAGUUUCGUUCAUAUAACUUUAUUCCAUACAAGUAUGCAUUUGUAUAAUUAUUUGCAGUCUAGUUAUGAAUUUAUUUUGAGAUUUUCUGUAGACACGGACAAUAUUUCUUUCCUCCUCUUAUUUUUAUAGCUUUUAAAUAUUGUUUAUACUAAAAUAUUUUGUAUCUCGAAUGCGAUUAAAAUGCAUGUGCAGUAAACAAGAAAAUACUGAUUCUUAAAUCCAAAAUGUAUUGAUUGUAUGUAUAUAUAACAUCUAAAUAAUUUUGAUUACUAUUAUUGCGACAUGUAUCUUAAAAUGCGUAAUUGUUCUCUAAAUAUUUUGUUUACCAAUAAACUCUUAUUUAAUUUUAUUGUACUUAAUACAUAAGACUUCAAUUAAAUGUUUACUUUCUUAAUUCAUGGGAGUCAUAACAAAAUGAUGUAAUAUUGUGAAUUAUAA